UAAUAAUUGGUCCAUGGAGAUAUUAUUAUAAUAUAAGAAUAUUCUUAGUAUUUUGGUGAUUGGGGACAAUAACAUUUACGUUUGGCCACACUGCACUACUGCACUCUUAUGCGAUAACGAUGUUUAACUUCUUUUUUUAUUAAGAAUUUUUUUCUUUUUCUUCGUUUACGAGGUUUACACACUACGCCAUUACCACAGUCCACAGUUCACACUGUUCACAGAUAAAAUGAUGCGAAGAGCUCACAUAAGAGAUUAUUAUGAUCCACCGCCUUCAAAGAGUUUGCAUGGUAGCGAGCUUAUUCAAAUAGAAGAUGAAGAUUUGCCAGAACAUCUAAAAGAUAAGGUGAAUAUUUUGAAGUCUCUCUCAAUUGAUAUCGGUUCAGAAUUAAAAUCCCAGGACCGCUUACUAAGAGAUAUGGAUUACGAUUUGGAAACCACCGGAGGAUUUUUGAGUAACACACUUGGUCGAGUUACAAGACUUUAUGGUUAUAGUGGUGGCUACAACAAACUAUACCUAAUCUUAUUUAGUUUGAUAGUUUUUUUUAUAUUAUACAUAUUUUUAAAAUUGAAAUAAAAAUCUGUAA
Molecule: messenger RNA, 584 nt
Organism: Diuraphis noxia (Russian wheat aphid)
Lineage: Eukaryota; Metazoa; Arthropoda; Insecta; Hemiptera; Aphididae
Product: blocked early in transport 1
Source: RefSeq, a predicted model, not a curated record